This is a messenger RNA of Haliotis rufescens (red abalone), 3651 nucleotides long. Its product is annotated as proline-rich extensin-like protein EPR1. The record is from RefSeq and is a predicted model, not a curated record. NCBI's taxonomy places the organism in Eukaryota, Metazoa, Mollusca, Gastropoda, Lepetellida, Haliotidae. Bases 1 to 3651 code for a protein of 1216 amino acids. The transcript has a single exon.
AUGCACCCCUCCCCGUCUACUCCCACCAAGACAUCUCAUGUACCCUCUCCCCGUCUACUCUCACCGAGACAUCUCAUGGACCCUCUCCCCGUCAACUCCCUCCAAGACAUCUCAUGCACCCCUCCCUGUCUACUCUCAACAAGACAUCUCAUGUACCCUCUCCCCGUCUACUCCCACCAAGACAUCUCAUGCACCCUCUCCCCAUCUACUCCCACCAAGACAUCUCAUGCACCCUCUCCCUGUCUACUCCCACCAAGACAUCUCAUGUACCCUCUCCCCGUCUACUCUCACCUAGACAUCUCAUGCACCCCUCCCCGUCUACUCCCACCAAGACAUCUCAUGUACCCUCUCCCCGUCUACUCUCACCGAGACAUCUCAUGGACCCUCUCCCCGUCAACUCCCUCCAAGACAUCUCAUGCACCCCUCCCUGUCUACUCUCAACAAGACAUCUCAUGUACCCUCUCCCCGUCUACUCCCACCAAGACAUCUCAUGCACCCUCUCCCCAUCUACUCCCACCAAGACAUCUCAUGCACCCUCUCCCUGUCUACUCCCACCAAGACAUCUCAUGUACCCCUCCCCGUCUACUCCCACCAAGACAUCUCAUGCACCCUCUCCCCGUCUACUCCCACCAAGACAUCUCAUGCACCCUCUCCCCGUCUACUCCCUCCAAGACAUCUCAUGUACCCUCUCCCCGUCUACUCCCACCAAGACAUCUCAUGUACCCUCUCCCCGUCUACUCCCACCAAGACAUCUCAUGUACCCUCUCCCCGUCUACUCCCACCAAGACAUCUCAUGCACCCUCUCCCUGUCUACUCCCACCAAGACAUCUCAUGUACCCCUCCCCGUCUACUCCCACCAAGACAUCUCAUGUACCCUCUCCCCGUCUACUCCCACCAAGACAUCUCAUGCACCCUCUCCCCGUCUACUCCCACCAAGACAUCUCAUGUACCCUCUCCCUGUCUACUCCCACCAAGACAUCUCAUGUACCCUCUCCCCGUCUACUCCCACCAAGACAUCUCAUGCACCCUCUCCCCGUCUACUCUCACCGAGACAUCUCAUGCACCCUUUCCCUGUCUACUCCCACCAAGACAUCUCAUGCACCCUCUCCCGUCUACUCCCACCAAGACAUCUCAUGCACCCCUCCCCGUCUUCUCCCACCAAGACAUCUCAUGUACGCCUCCCCGUCUACUCCCUCCAAGACAUCUCAUGUACCCUCUCCCCGUCUACUCCCUCCAAGACAUCUCAUGUACCCCUCCCCGUCUACUCCCUCCAAGACAUCUCAUGUACCCCUCCCCGUCUACUCCCUCCAAGACAUCUCAUGCACCCCCUCCCCGUCUACUCCUAGACAAGACAUCUCAUGUACCCUCUCCCCGUCUACUCCCACCAAGACAUCUCAUGCACCCUCUCCCGUCUACUCCCUCCAAGACAUCUCAUGUACCCUCUCCCCGUCUACUCCCACCAAGACAUCUCAUGUACCCUCUCCCCGUCUACUCCCACCAAGACAUCUCAUGUACCCUCUCCCCGUCUACUCCCACCAAGACAUCUCAUGCACCCUCUCCCUGUCUACUCCCACCAAGACAUCUCAUGUACCCCUCCCCGUCUACUCCCACCAAGACAUCUCAUGUACCCUCUCCCCGUCUACUCCCACCAAGACAUCUCAUGCACCCUCUCCCCGUCUACUCCCACCAAGACAUCUCAUGUACCCUCUCCCCGUCUACUCCCACCAAGACAUCUCAUGUACCCUCUCCCUGUCUACUCCCACCAAGACAUCUCAUGUACCCUCUCCCCGUCUACUCCCACCAAGACAUCUCAUGCACCCUCUCCCUGUCUACUCCCACCAAGACAUCUCAUGUACCCCUCCCCGUCUACUCCCACCAAGACAUCUCAUGUACCCUCUCCCCGUCUACUCCCACCAAGACAUCUCAUGUACCCUCUCCCCGUCUACUCCCACCAAGACAUCUCAUGCACCCUCUCCCCGUCUACUCCCACCAAGACAUCUCAUGGACCCUCUCCCGUCUACUCCCACCAAGACAUCGCAUGUACCCCUACCCGUCUACUCCCACCAAGACAUCUCAUGUACCCUCUCCCGUCUACUCUCACCAAGACAUCUCAUGUACCCUCUCCCCGUCUACUCUCACCUAGACAUCUCAUGCACCCCUCCCCGUCUACUCCCACCAAGACAUCUCAUGUACCCUCUCCCCGUCUACUCUCACCGAGACAUCUCAUGGACCCUCUCCCCGUCAACUCCCUCCAAGACAUCUCAUGCACCCCUCCCUGUCUACUCUCAACAAGACAUCUCAUGUACCCUCUCCCCGUCUACUCCCACCAAGACAUCUCAUGCACCCUCUCCCCAUCUACUCCCACCAAGACAUCUCAUGCACCCUCUCCUUGUCUACUCCCACCAAGACAUCUCAUGCACCCUCUCCCUGUCUACUCCCACCAAGACAUCUCAUGUACCCCUCCCCGUCUACUCCCACCAAGACAUCUCAUGCACCCUCUCCCCGUCUACUCCCACCAAGACAUCUCAUGUACCCCUCCCCGUCUACUCCCACCAAGACAUCUCAUGUACCCUCUCCCUGUCUACUCCCACCAAGACAUCUCAUGUACCCCUCCCCGUCUACUCCCACCAAGACAUCUCAUGCACCCUCUCCCUGUCUACUCCCACCAAGACAUCUCAUGUACCCCUCCCCGUCUACUCCCACCAAGACAUCUCAUGUACCCUCUCCCCGUCUACUCCCACCAAGACAUCUCAUGUACCCUCUCCCCGUCUACUCUCAACAAGACAUCUCAUGUACCCUCUCCCCGUCUACUCUCAACAAGACAUCUCAUGUACCCCUCCCCGUCUACUCUCAACAAGGCAUCUCAUGUACCCUCUCCCCGUCUACUCUCAACAAGACAUCUCAUGUACCCCUCCCCGUCUACUCCCACCAAGACAUCUCAUGUACCCUCUCCCCGUCUACUCUCAACAAGACAUCUCAUGCACCCUCUCCCUGUCUACUCUCAACAAGACAUCUCAUGUACCCCUCCCCGUCUACUCUCAACAAGACAUCUCAUGUACCCUCUCCCCGUCUACUCUCAACAAGACAUCUCAUGUACCCUCUCCCCGUCUACUCCCACCAAGACAUAUCAUGUACCCUCUCCCCGUCUACUCCCACCAAGACAUCUCAUGCACCCUCUCCCCGUCUACUCCCACCAAGACAUCUCAUGCACCCUCUCCCCGUCUACUCCCACCAAGACAUCUCAUGUACCCUCUCCCCGUCUACUCCCACCAAGACAUCUCAUGCACCCUCUCCCCGUCUACUCCCACCAAGACAUCUUAUGGACCCUCUCCCCGUCAACUCCCUCCAAGACAUCUCAUGUACCCUCUCCCCGUCUACUCCCACCAAGACAUCUCAUGUACCCCUCCCCGUCUACUCCGUCCAAGACAUCUCAUGUACCCUCUCCCCGUCUACUCCCACCAAGACAUCUCAUGCACCCUUAACCCAACACUUGCAGCUCAAUUUCAAAAUAAGCCCCCUUCACAUAAAUUGUCCAGAUUACGUAUCAAAGAGAACCACUGUAUUCGACAAUCAAAGGCAUACGUGUUGACAACGUGGAGAUCGAGUGUUUUAUGUUUAUUUUAUUGUUUUGUUAGGUUAUAUGUCGUUUAA